Mercenaria mercenaria is the source of this 2217-nucleotide messenger RNA. RefSeq names its product contactin-4-like. Bases 88 to 1962 code for a protein of 624 amino acids. Lineage: Eukaryota; Metazoa; Mollusca; Bivalvia; Venerida; Veneridae. The transcript has 8 exons. The record is from RefSeq and is a predicted model, not a curated record.
GUUCAAACCAAAGAAAAUAGAUCGAAUUUGAUAUCGGACUAGCUCGUAAAGGUUAAAAUGUUUGUGUAAAUAAAAUAGGGAUUGAAAAUGAAAUUCACCGCUGUUAUACUCCUAACGGAUAUUUUCAUCACAGCUGAAGGAUGGCCAUGUCUGACGCCAGUCAGAGAAGUUUACAGCCAAAUCAACACUGCUGCAGUUCUCCAGUUCACUGCUGACCUUACAAAUUUGAAUUCACCAAGAACGUUCUUUGUGAAGUUUCAUGAUGGCACUGUCCGAGCUAUGAUAAGAUACAAUGCAGACAAAAGUUAUACGACCGAUUCACAACCUGGUGUCAGUAUAACAGCGAACACAGCUGGAAUUGUUGCUGUUACAUUUGAAAGUGUUCAAAAGAACAGUGCUGGGAUUUACACGUUUGGAAGUGCUGGAUUUUCAUUCAGGUGUAACUGUUUGUACAUAUUAGGUGAACCUACAAAACCAAACAUAACGUUGAAAUACGUACCAUUUGUAAGAGACAGUACAACAUUAACGUGUAGCAGUACAUCUACUACCACACCCAGCAACCACAGCCUUAGUUUGACAUAUAACUGGAGAGUUGACAAGGAAGACAAUCCAGGUGGAUCUAGAUAUUCGUACUCAUCCAGCAAAAAAACACUGACUCUGUCAAACAUUGUAAAAAAUGAUACCUAUAAACAGAUUACAUGUAAAGCUAAAGAAGUUGUCACUGAUGGAUAUGCAUCUAUUAGAAGUGAUUCGUUUUCAUUUGAUGUCCUUUAUGGACCAGAUACAGCAAAUAUCAACGUGCAGUCACCGUACAAUAUGACAGAAGGUGAUACAAACGUUAGUAUAGAAUGUUCUUCUGACUGCAAUCCAGGAUGUUCAUAUACAUGGACAAAUCUUACAAGUUAUUCAAGAAUAAGCACGAAUGGUGUGCUAUUCCUUGACACAGUGAACAGAUAUAUGACUGGUGAUUACAAAUGCACAUCUAGCAAUACAGGCAUUCAGAAUAAGUCCUCAGAGACAACUAUCUCUACCAUUGUAAAUUAUCAAACAGCAGUUACGUCAUUCUACAUUGCACAUGAAGGUCAGACAUUGGUUACAGUAAACGAACAUGAUGUACAUAUCAGAAUAACUUGCGAAGUCGACAGCAACCCUGCUUCAACUAUCAAAAUAACGUUUGAUGGUGAAAUAUUACAAGAACAGACCAACAUAAUGGCGCUGUCAUACACGCUCAAUGACGUCACUUGUCUCCAGGCUGGUGUUUACACUUGUGAAGGAUAUAACGAAUAUGGACAGCCUUCAAUAAUGAACGCGACUUUGUUCGUUAGAUGUUCCCCACGUCCACUUCACCAGUUUAAACGGAAUAUUACAAGCACUUUACAUACUCCUGUAACACUGAGCUUUACCACACUAGCAUACCCAGAGCCCGGUCCUUCAGGUUUCUCAUGGCACAAAGAAGAUGGUGUAAGAUGGACACCAUUGAUGAGUAAUGCUGAUUUGAAGAUAUCUUCAUCUGGACUGCAGACUAAUCUAACUCUUCUGAAUGUAUCACAGUCUAAUUAUGGACAGUACAGAGUAACGGUGGUUAAUGGUCUUGGCUCUUUUGAACAGUAUAUGUAUCUUAAACCUGAAGAUAUCCAUAUGCAAAGCCAGACACUCAACAAUAGAGGAUCGACCGUACCGAAUCACACAAAUAGAGGAUCGACCGUACCGAAUCAGACACAAGGUAUCAACAACACAGAGACUGACAACACUGCCAUGAUUGUAGGAGUUACACUUGGUAUAUUCAGUACAGUAGUUGUUGUUUAUGCAAUCUAUCUUACUAUCUUAAUGAGACGGAAAUCGACAGACAAAGGUACAUUUAAAAACUUACUCAGGAAAAAAACGCACCCUAGCGGCAGAAAAUACUUCUCUCCGCAGCGAAUUAGUUUACUCCGCAGCGGAUACAGAACGUAUUUUGAUUGAUCAAUAGGUAUGACUUCAAAUCAGUCAAAACAGUAUUCAGUUAUUUUGAAAAAAAAAACUAUUUCAAACAUUAUUUGGUAAAUUACAUUUGCCAUUUUGCCCACACAGCUCGAGUUCGCAGUACACGAGUCCAGGGUUUCCCACUUAAAUGACAUCAUGAAUUUACUAUAUUUUGAAGGUAGGAAGUAGUUCUCUUCGCAGUGAAUACAGAACUUCAUUCGAUUGUUGAAAAUUAUUCAUCACUCAAAAAAUCGU